CGCCCUGCCCGCCCGGCACCCAUGCCUGCUUGAACGGGUCGACGCGCUGCCUCGAGCCGCAGUACGUGUGCGACGGCGACCGCGACUGCGCCGACGGCUCCGACGAGGACUCCGCGCCCGGCGGGCCCUGCGCUAACGUGACGUGCGCGGCCGACCAGUUCAUGCGCUGCGACACCAACCGCUGCAUCCCCAACUCGUGGGUGUGCGACGGACAGAAGGACUGCAACGACGGCGCGGACGAGGCCGCGGCCGCGUGCUCGCGCGCCGCCUGCCGCCCGCAGCAGUUCCAGUGCGCCGCCAGCCGGCGCUGCAUCCCGCUGUGGUGGCGCUGCGACGGCGCGCCCGACUGCGGCCGCGGCGACACCAGCGACGAGCUGGCGUGCGCCGCGCGGCCCUGCAGCGCCGCCAUGUUCCCCUGCGACAACGGCGCCUGCCUGCCCUGGGACUACCACUGCGACGGCCACGCCGACUGCGCCGACGCCAGCGACGAGCGCGCCUGCGCCGCCGCCGCGCCGCCCGCGCCCGCGCCCGCCUGCGAGGACCACGAGUUCCAGUGCAACAACUCCGAGUGCAUCCGGCGCGAGUUCCGCUGCGACGCGCACGUGGACUGCCGGGACGGCUCGGACGAGGCGGGCUGCGCGGCGCCGGGGCCCGCCUGCGCCGCGCCCGCGCUGCGCUGCGACAACGCGACGCGCUGCGUGCCGCUGCACCAGCUGUGCGACGGCGCGCCCGACUGCGCUGACGGCGCCGACGAAGCCGACCGCUGCGGCGAGCCCAUGUGCGCGGUGUCGGCGUGCUCGCACGCGUGCCACGCGGCGCCGGGCGGGCCCGUGUGCGCGUGCCCGGCGGGGCUGGCGCUGGGCGCGGACGGCGCCACGUGCGAGGCGCGGGCCGCGUGCGCGGCGUGGGGCGCGUGCGCGCACGUGUGCGUGCCCACGCGCGCCGGACACAAGUGCGCCUGCGACGCCGGCUACCGCCUGGCCGACGACGGCCGCAACUGCAAGAGCACGGACGGCACCACGCCGCUGCUGGUGUUCAGCAACCGCCACGAGGUGCGCGGCGUGGAGCUGCCGGCGCUGACGGCGCGCGCGCUCAUCUCCUCGCUGAAGAACACCAUCGCGCUGGACUGGCGCCGCGACCCCGCCUCGGGCCUGCUGCAGCUGUACUGGACGGACGUGGUGGACGACAACAUCUACCGCGGCACCAUCGUGGGCGGCGCGCUCAGCGGCAUCGAGCCCGUGGUGCGCCAGGGGCUGUCCACGGCCGAGGGGCUGGCGGUGGACUGGGUGGCCGGCAACCUGUACUGGGUGGAGAGCAGCCUGCACCAGAUCGAGGUGGCGCGGCUGGACGGGCGCUACCGGCGCACGCUGCUGGCGGGCGACAUGGACAGCCCGCGCGCCGUGGCGGCCGACCCGCGCCUGGGCUACCUGUUCUGGAGCGACUGGGAGCAGGCGGCGCCGCGCAUCGAGCGCGCGUCGCUGGCGGGGCGGGCGCGGCGCGUGCUGCUGCGCGUGGACGCGCUGGCGGGCGGCGCCUGGCCCAACGGGCUGGCGCUGGACUACCGCGCGCGGCGGCUCUACUGGGUGGACGCGCGCUCCGACUCCAUCCACACCAGCACGUACGACGGCGCCGACGCGCGGCAGGUGCUGCGCGGCCACGCGGCGCUGUCGCACCCCUUCGCCAUCACGGUGUUCGAGGCGCACGUGUACUGGACGGACUGGCGCUCCAACAGCGUGGUGCGCGCCUCCAAGUGGGACGGCAGCGACGUCACCGUGGUGCAGCGCACGCUCACGCAGCCCUUCGACCUCAAGGUGCUGCACCCCAGCCGCCAGCCGCCCGCGGCCCGCAACCCCUGCGCCGGCGGCGGCGGCUGCUCGCACCUGUGCCUCAUCCACUCGCCCGCCGAGCGCGACUGCGCCUGCCCGCACCUCAUGCGCCUGGCCGCCGACAACGUCACCUGCGAGCCGCACGAGAAGGUGCUGCUGAUCGCGCGCGCCGGCGAGAUCCGCGGCGUGGACCUGGAGGCGCCGCAGGUGCACAUGAUCCCCACGGUGUCGGGCCCGCACGUGACGCAGCCCGCCGGCCUGCAGUUCGCGGCGGCGGCGCGCGAGCUGUACUGGGCCGACACGGAGAGCAGCGAGCUGCGCGCGGCGCCGCUGGCGGGCGGGCCGGCGCGCGUGCUGGCCGACAGCGGCGUGGAGCAGCCGCGCGGCUUCGCGCUGGACUGGGCGGCCGGCGUGCUGUACUACACGUCGCGCGGCGCGCUGCUGGCGGCGCGGCUGGCGGGCACGCACACGGCGCAGCUGCGGCGCCUGCACAACGCGUCGGCGCUGGCCGUGGACCCGCGCCGCGGCCGCCUGUACUGGGCGGCGCGCGAGCCCGACGCCGAGCGCCUCACGGCCGCCACGGGCGCCGCCACGCAGCCCCGCGCGCUGCUGGACUCGCGCGCCGACCCGCGCCUGGCCGGCGUCACCAGCCUGUGCGUGGACGUGGACGCCGACCGGCUGUACUGGGUCAACAGCGGCUCCUCCACCAUACAGUACAUCGACGUCGCUACCGGUAAAGUCACCACGCUGGAGCUGGGGCGCGGCGCGCGGCCCACGGCGCUGGAGGUGUACGGCGCGACGCUGCUGUGGGCCGACGCGGCGGACGCGGCGCUGCGCGCGUGCGACAAGCGCGCGUGUGCCGCCGCGUCCGCGCGCGUGCUGCGCAGCAACACGGAGGGCGUGGUGGCGCUGCGCGUGUACGACGCGGCGCUGCAGCGCGGCGCGCCCGGGGCCUGCGCGCGCCGGGCCCGGCCCUGCGCGCACCUGUGCCUGCCCGUCGGCGAGCUCGCCAGCGAGUGCCGCUGCGCCGCCGGCUACGACGCGCGCGACACGGCCUGCAUCGCCGUGGACGAGGUGCUGGUGUACUCGCUGAGCUGGGAGCUGCGCGGCGCGGCGCUGCAGGAGCCGGAGCCGGAGCCGCGCGCGCUGCUGCCGCCCGUGCCGCAGCUGUCCGUGGCCUCCGCCAUCGACUACGACGCGGCGGGCGAGUGGCUGUUCUGGGUGGACUCGGAGGCGGGCGCGGUGUGGCGCGUGCGGCGCGACGGCUCGGCGCGCGCGCGGCUGGCGGCGGGCGGCGCGGGCGACGCGGCCGACUGGCCGGCGGCGCUGGCGGCCGACUGGCGCGCGCGCAACCUGUACUGGUCGGACCCGCGGCGCCGCCUGCUGCUGGUGGCGCGCUACGACGGCGCGCACCGCUACGUGCUGCUGGACACCGAGCCGCUGGCCGUCACCGCGCUGGCGCUGGACCCGCGCGCGGGCUGGCUGUUCCUGGGCGGCGCGGGCGGCGUGCAGCGCGCGCGGCCCGACGGC
Molecule: messenger RNA, 3356 nt
Organism: Helicoverpa zea (corn earworm)
Lineage: Eukaryota; Metazoa; Arthropoda; Insecta; Lepidoptera; Noctuidae
Product: prolow-density lipoprotein receptor-related protein 1-like
Exons: 9
Molecular function (GO): protein binding; calcium ion binding
Source: RefSeq, a predicted model, not a curated record